Formica exsecta is the source of this 1672-nucleotide messenger RNA. RefSeq lists its product as uncharacterized. The record is from RefSeq and is a predicted model, not a curated record. Lineage: Eukaryota; Metazoa; Arthropoda; Insecta; Hymenoptera; Formicidae. Gene Ontology annotation, biological process: DNA integration. The transcript is spliced from 5 exons. The annotation marks the transcript as partial. Gene Ontology annotation, molecular function: nucleic acid binding.
AUGGGGGCGAAACGAGCACCUGCGAAUCAGAUAAAGGAAAUAUUAGUCGCGGAACAUCAGGAAUUCAGAGAUAAGUUUUUCGAAACCAUUACAGUAGAAGAUAAACCGCUACGGUUUGAGGUUGACAGUGGCGCUGCGGUAACUAUCGCUAUGUUCACUAUAAAAGAAACUGCUAAACCGGUAUUCCUCAAAGCGCGUACCGUUCCUUUUAAAUUGUUACCACUGGUUGACCAGGAAUUGCAAUCGCUGGUCCAGAAAGGCAUUCUUGAGAAAGUAAAUACUGCAAGAUGGGCUACACCCAUUGUACCGGUGUUAAAAAAAAACACAGUGCGCAUAUGCGGGGAUUUUAGCGUUACUAUUAAUCCUCAAUUGUUAAUCGAUGAGCAUCCUUUGCCUACGAUCGACGAAUUAUUCGUAACCAUGGCGGGAAGAAAGAAAUUCACUAAAAUUAAUUUGCGGCAAGCAUACUUGCAAUUAGAAGUCCGUACAAGGUUAAUGUACGGAAUUGCUUCGGCGCCGGCCAUUUGGCAACGCGAAAUGGAAAACAGGUUACAAAAUAUACCGUGGGUAUCAGUUUUCUUAGAUGAUAUUAGGAUUACGGGGCCUAAUGACGAAAUUCAUCUGCAACGCCUGGAACAAGUAUUGCAACGCUUGGGAGAGGCUAACAUUAGGAUAAAUGAAAGCAAGAGCGAAUUCUUACAAGAAAGCAUACAUUACUGCGGUUAUCGAAUCGAUCAAUCGGGAAUACAUAAAACGGUAGAAAAGACUCAAGCCAUUGAUCUCAUGUCCCGACCAAAAAACGUUACAGAAUUGCGAUCAUUUUUAGGAAUGGGCUUUUCAUUCGAAAUCAAAUACAAAAAUACUAAACCGCACGGUAAUGCGGAUUGUUUGUCUCGACUGCCGGUCACUACUACCACAACCGCGGAACAUGACGAAGUAGACAUUUACAAAAUAGAAAUUUUACACGAAAUAUCCGUGUCCGCGGAUAAAAUAGCAUGCGCUACAGCAGGGGAUGUGCAAUUGAAAAAUCUUCUCACUGCCAUAUGCGAAAAGAAAGAAGUACCGAUACAAAUGCGGUUCAAUAUAAACGAAGCAGCUUACAGCGUACAACAAGGAGAACUACAUAAAAACCAUUUCGGCGUAGUUAAAAUGAAGGCGUUAGCAAGAAGCAUGUAUUGGUGGCCUGGCAUAGACAAGACGAUAGAAAAGCUAGCAAGAAACUAUGAUAUAUGCAAUGUUACGCGGAAUGAUCCACCCAAAGCCGAAAUACAUGAGUGGGAACCCGCGGAGGUACCCUUCGAGCGCGUCCAUGUAGAUUAUGCAGGACCGUACAUGAACGCAUAUUUCUUUGUAUUUGUAGACGUGUUUUCGAAAUGGCCAAUUGUACAAAUAGUUAAGGACAUAACCGCGGAAACCACGAUAAGAAUAUGUAAGGAGAUUUUCACGGAUUACUGGACCCCAAAAAUUAUAGUUAUGGAUAAUGGUCGUAAUUUUCGUUCCACGAAGUUUACACAAUUCUUGGGAUCCCAGGGGGUCACUUCAAAAUUCACUGCCCCAUAUCAUCCGUCGACAAACAGACAAGUGGAAAGAUUUGUGCAAACUUUGAAAAACUCGUUACAAAAAAUACUUACGGAUCCUAAUAAUAAAGGAAUAACGUUAGAAGAUGCGACGC